Messenger RNA from Vespula vulgaris, 3382 nucleotides. It is a transcript of the gene Nup107, whose product is annotated as nuclear pore complex protein Nup107. The record is from RefSeq and is a predicted model, not a curated record. Bases 242 to 2995 code for a protein of 917 amino acids. NCBI's taxonomy places the organism in Eukaryota, Metazoa, Arthropoda, Insecta, Hymenoptera, Vespidae. Gene Ontology annotation, biological process: protein import into nucleus; regulation of DNA-templated transcription; mRNA export from nucleus. The transcript has 6 exons. Gene Ontology annotation, cellular component: nuclear pore; nuclear pore outer ring. Gene Ontology annotation, molecular function: structural constituent of nuclear pore.
CUGGAUGAAAUCGCAUGCUGAUUGGUGAUUGAUGUCACGUGACGUUACGCAGUGCCAUCUAACCGAGUUAAUCUUUUACCAACUAAAGGGUUUCAAAUGAAAGGUUAGUUGGUACGUGUAUGUUGAUAUCGUACGAAGCCGGUGUAUCUUGCUGAAUAAAGUAUUUUAUAAAUUAAAUAUAUUUUCGUAUGUUACUUCGGAUACGCAAGUUAAACGAACAAAUUCGGAAUAGUCUUUUCUAAUGGAGGACGUAGUUGAUACAAAAGAAAAUUUAGCGCAAUCUAUACGACUUUUAAAUCAAGAUACCGCACAGAGAAAAUCAUUUUUAAGGUUAAGUACGAAGAGCACUACGCCAAAAAGGAUAUCCUUGCAACAAACUACUCACCCUCGCAAGGAUGAAGAUACGAAUCAACUCAAUGACACACACAGUCCGAGAAUAUCUUCUAGGAAUUAUCUUAAUACAAAGAUAAUGAAGGGUCACAAUUAUUCAGACAUAGAUACAUCUUUAACCGUUGCACCUCAUGAAAUACGUGAUAUAAUGGCAUGUUCAGAAAAAAAUGAUAUGACUCUUCGGGAGAUCAUGGAAGAUAGUAGUGCAACAGGAAUCAUUUUGAAAGCCAAUGAGCCAUGGCGCGAGGCUAAUACAAAAUUGUAUUAUGAUUUCUUACAAUGCGUGCAAGCUCAUCUUUCUGAACUACAAGUAUUUGAUACCAUUGCAGAUUUUAUACAAAGUUGUACAGACACUUUGGAAAUAAUUAGAGGAAUGCAAGCUAAGGUUGAAAAUACAGUGAUAUCUUCUGAGGAAAUAUCUUUAGAAAAUGAAAGAAAUACUUGGAGACUUAUAUAUUGCCUUUAUCAAAAUAGGAUAAAUACAUCAGAAUUUGAUACUCCAAUGGAAGAUAAUUCAGAAGUUACUUAUAUUUCAGAAAAAAGUGUAAUAGAUCAUUUAUAUAAAACAGAAAGUCAGACAAGAGAAUAUCAAUUAAUUAUAGAUUGGUUAGAAAAGAAUGCAUUGGAUCAAGCUAAUAGAUCUCCAAAUAUAGAAUGUUUCACCGAUAAAACUGUUGCUUGGGAAAAUACAUUGUAUCAGUUGCAAAAUAGGAAUUUGGGGAUGGCUUUUGGAUCUUCUAGACCACUAGUAUCUUCUAUGGAUCCUGAUGCUCCUAUAAGAGAAGGCAAACCACUGCAUGAUUUAGAUAGAGAAGAUGAUGCUAGACUUGAAAAACGAAUGUUUAUAGAAGUACGUUGUGGUCGUCUUCAAAAAGCACAAGCUUUAUCUAUUCAUUGUGGUCAACCAUGGAGAGCUGCAUGUUUAUUAGGAUGGGUACCGCAUCAUGAUCCAAAUUAUAACAAUCCUUUAACAGAUACCAAGGUACCAAUUGUAGGUAAUCCUAAUAGAGAUCUUUGGAAGCUAUGUGCUUGGGAACUUUCGCAUGACAAACGUGUUGGACAGUUUUAUCGUGCCAUUUAUGCUAGUCUUUGUGGCAAUGUUCAACAAUUGCUACAGAUUGCUUUAUCUUGGCAAGAUGCAUUGUGGGCUUACAUGAAGGGUCUCUUGGAUGUUAAAGUUGAAGCAGAAGUGAGAGAUACUAUGCCAAGAAAUUAUACAGCCAUGUCUGAAGAAUAUUGGAAGAAUAACAUUUCGUUGGAAGAAAUAUUCAAAGAACUUCAUGCUUCAAAAAAUGAAUCUAUACGCACUCAAGCUAAUAAACCAGAUCAUCUUAUACAAAAGUAUUUAAUAUUAGAUCAGAUUCCAAAGUUAAUGGAAGAAAUUGAAAGUAUGAUAGAUCUAGGAACCUGUGAUUCGCAGUUCUUAAGAUUCUUAGCACAUUUAAUUCUCUUUUUACGACAAAUUGGAAAAAAUACAAAAGAUAAAAUAGGAGAUAAAGUAUUACAGGCGUAUGUAAGAAUUCUUAUUAGAAUGGGUGAUCCAAUCUUGAUUGCAUUUUAUACUGCUACCUUACCACAAGAAGAUCAAAUAUCAAAUUAUGCCUCAUAUUUAGAAAAUGUUACGGAUUACGAGCAACGUAAGAGAUCUUUAGCUGCUGCAGAGGAUGCUAAUUUGAAUGUUGAAGCUAUUACAAAGACAGUUGUAGAAAGUAUACGUCAAAAAAAUACAGAGAUUAAAUCUGAUGAUUUAAAGGGUACUAUCACAGAUGCAGAUAUGGAGAAGAUCAAUGCUUUGGAUUGGGUCAUUUUUUAUCAAAGCCAACGAGAAGAAGCACUGUGGCAAACUAAUGCACUAAUAAGAUAUUUUCUUACCAAUGAAAAAAUUGAUGCUGCACGGAAAGCUUUUAAUAAAAUUCCACCAGAUUCUAUUGAAUCAGUUAUGGCUGAAUAUCCAACUAUGGAAAACACUCUUGCUAAUCUCACAAUAACUGAUAAUUUAUCAAAAAGGGCAGCAAGUGCUAUUAGAGAAUAUUUAUGUUAUAAAACAUAUCUUGAUGCACAGGAAGGUUUUUCAGAAUGGUUUUCUCAUUUCCAUCAUGGCAAACCAACUCCAUUAGAAGAUUUACCAGCUUAUGCAACAUUUACAGAAAAAGUUGCUUAUGAUCAUAAGAAGGCUCAAUAUAAUACAGAAUUAGAUAGGUGGAAAUGUACUAUGCAACAUCAUACUAAAGCAGUUAAGCAGCUUUUAUUUAAUGUUCUUUUAUUUCCUGAUGGUGGUUGGCUCGUUGAUUCCAACAAUAAUUCAGAUGAAGUUGAUGUUAAUUCAGAUGGCCCAUCUAUACCAGAGGAAGUAUUAAGGGAACAUCAAUUAAAAAAAUUGCGCGAAUUGUGCAUUCCCAAAAUUGCACUCUUGUUACACACUGUCAUGUCUGAAAUGAAUGAACAUGCUGGUUGUAUACAAUUAGCUGAUAUUCUUGCGUGUGAACAAUACCAAUUGUUUGAAGUAUUUCCUAAGGGACGACUUCGUGAAAUAUUUAAAAAGAUUUGUGAAUCUUCCCUCAUUUUGAUGGAUCAGAAAAAAGAUCCAUGGGGAUAUCCAAAGUAAUGUCUUUGUAAAAUACUAUUGUAAUUUGUUGAAUACGAAUUUUCCUUUUUUUUUUUUAUAAAAUCAGUUUAUUGUCAACCACAAGAAGUGAAUAUAAAAUUUGAUACAAUGUUCAAUAAUUUAUGUAAUCAAUACAUUAUAUAUAUAUACCAAAUAAGUACUUAGAUGUUUGUCAUGUAGUUGCGAAUAAAUAUAGCCGCUGUCAGAGAUGCAAGUCGAUGGACAUGGAGUAAUAUGGAGUAGUAUAAAGAAACUCGCGGAGAAAUUUUAAGAAGGGAUAAUAAUGAGAAGAACAACUAAUAUCUUUGUUUUUCUUAUCUUUUUUUUUUUUUAAUACCACUAAUUAUGGAUCGUAAUUGCCCAUUAUUCCGUUGCCUCAAUAAACAA